AUGAAGAGCUGCGAACCACAGGUUCAGUUCACCCUGAGCACCCUGGAGGACCCCAGAAAGGACCUUGAACCCCCAACCCAGGGACGUGAACAUUGGGCAAACAAGAUGGAGUUCCUACUGGCUGUGGCAGGACAGAUCAUCGGCCUGGGCAACGUGUGGAGGUUCCCCUACCUGUGCUACAAGAAUGGAGGUGGAGCGUUCUUCAUCCCCUACGUUGUGUUCCUGUUCACCUGUGGAAUCCCCCUCUUCCUCCUUGAGAUAGCCCUGGGGCAGUACACCAGCCAGGGGGGCAUCACCUGCUGGAGGAAGAUCUGCCCCUUAUUUCAGGGACUGGGCUUUGGAUCUCAGGUGGUGGUUUCAUACUCCAGCAUCUAUUACAUCAUCAUUUUGGCUUGGUCCUUCUUCUACCUCUUUGCUUCCUUGAGCUCCAAACUUCCCUGGACCAGCUGUGGAAACUACUGGAACACAGCGAUCUGUCUUGAGUUUGACCGGAGGAACAUCUCAUACAACGGAACAUUUGCUGAAAAUGCUGCAUCACCAGUUAUAGAGUUUUGGCAGAGGCGUGUGUUGAACAUCUCAGAUGGUAUCUAUAACUUGGGCACUCUAAGAUGGGAGUUGGCUCUUUGUCUUCUGCUUUCCUGGAUCAUCUGCUACUUCUGUGUCUGGAAAGGCGUGAGAUCCACUGGAAAGGUGGUAUACUUCACAGCCACCUUUCCUUACAUAAUGCUCUUGAUUUUGCUGGUUCGAGGACUCACCCUGCCUGGAGCUAAGGAUGGCAUCAUCUUCUAUUUGUACCCCGACAUCCAUCGUCUCGCUGACCCUCAGGUAUGGAUGGAUGCUGGAACACAGAUAUUUUUCUCCUAUGCUAUUUGUCUUGGCUGUCUGACAGCCCUGGGCAGCUACAACAAGUACAACAACAACUGCUACAAAGACUGCAUGUAUCUGUGCCUCCUGAACAGCGGGACAAGCUUUGUGGCUGGAUUUUCCAUCUUCUCUGUGCUGGGCUUCAUGGCCCGUGAGCAAGGAGUGGACAUCUCUGAGGUGGCUGAAUCAGGUCCAGGUCUGGCAUUCAUUGCGUACCCUCGAGCAGUGGCCAUGAUGCCCCUGCCUCAGUUAUGGGCAGUUUGCUUCUUCAUCAUGAUCAUCCUGCUCGGCCUGGACACUGAGUUUGUUGGCCUGGAGGCUCUUAUGACAGCCAUAUCUGACAUGUACCCAGCCGUCUUCCAAACCGGUAACCGCCACAAGGUCCUCCUCCUCGUCAUCAGUGUAGGAGGCUUCCUCAUUGGCCUGGUCAUGGUCACAGAGGGUGGGAUGUAUGUAUUCCAGCUGUUUGAUUACUAUGCCUGCAGUGGAAUGACCCUCCUGAUCUUUGCAUUCCUUCAGUCACUGUGUAUUGGUUGGGUUUACGGUGCAAACCAAAUGUAUGAUAACAUCGAGGACAUGAUUGGAUAUCGGCCUUUGUUUCUAAUGAAAUACUGCUGGCAAUAUGUAACCCCAUCUAUCUGUAUGGCCACGUUCAUCUUUGCCCUGAUCAAGUUCACCCCACUGAAAUUCAGCAAUGUCUAUGAGUACCCCUGGUGGGGUCACGCUAUUGGCUGGUUCUUCACCCUCUCCUCUACACUCAUGGUUCCUGUUUGUAUGGUCUAUGGCAUGGCUACCACCCCUGGGACCAUUCGGCAGCGAUUGCGCACUCUCUGCACACCAGCUGCUGACCUUCCCCAGCUACUGGCACAAAAGCAAAGUGUCUUCCUUGAGCUGUGUGAACCUUCAGGUCCCCCAGGUCUGUACCUGAGCUCCAGGAUGCACAAGGAGCCGAGUCCAAUCCACCCAUUAUACUGGAAGAGACCCGUUGACUUGCUGGAACUGCUGCUAGUGCCCUCGAGGGCUUGGUCUCACGCAGUAGUGGACUUCCUGAUGGACCUCCCCCCUUCGGAUGGCAAGACUGUGAUACUAACCGUGAUUGAUCGAUUUUCCAAAGCCUGCUGCCUGAUCCCUUUGCCACGGUUGCCCACGGAGACAGCGGAGCCACUAUUCCAACAGGUCUUCCGCCUGUAUGGUCUGCCUGAAGAUAUUGUGUCUGAUCAUGGGCCCCAAUUCACCUCGCGAGUGUGGAAGGCAUUCUGGAUGAAGUUGGGAGUCUCGGUGAGCCUCACCUCUGGCUACUACCCAAAGUCCUACAGGCAGGUGGAGCACCUACAGCAGGAUAUCAGUCGCUUCCUCCGCAGCUACUGCACCCAUCAGCAGCACCAGUGGGCCUGGUACCUUACUUGGACCAAGUACGCCCACAACGCCUUGACCCACUCCUCCACAAGCCCCUAG
This is a messenger RNA of Scleropages formosus (Asian bonytongue), 2319 nucleotides long. Its product is annotated as sodium- and chloride-dependent GABA transporter 2-like. Lineage: Eukaryota; Metazoa; Chordata; Actinopteri; Osteoglossiformes; Osteoglossidae. Bases 1 to 2319 code for a protein of 772 amino acids. Gene Ontology annotation, biological process: sodium ion transmembrane transport; amino acid transport; nitrogen compound transport. Gene Ontology annotation, cellular component: plasma membrane; cell projection. The transcript is spliced from 17 exons. The record is from RefSeq and is a predicted model, not a curated record. Gene Ontology annotation, molecular function: nucleic acid binding; gamma-aminobutyric acid:sodium:chloride symporter activity.